GGCGGGUGACGCAGCGGCCGUCGCUGCCAUUUUAAGUUGUUUGUUCUUCCUUCUCAAACGCGACUCUACCCCGGACCCGGGAGGUUCCCGUGGCUGCCGCUGCCGCUUCUGCAGCCACCGGUGGGGGGGACGAGGCUGUACCGCCGCUGACGCUCCUCCUCCGCCUCGGCUAUUGCUCCCUCCGGGUCUCCUCGACCUGCGUGCCUGAGAGCCGGAACCCGACCGCGGGGGCAAGACUCGAGAGCAGAUGCUCGACCUGAAAUAACUUUUAUUUGGGGGGUUUAGCCUCGCUGACAGACCCUUUAGCACAGGGCUUCCUUCCUUUGCCUUCUCCCCGGCCCGCCACCGAUACUACUCCUCCCCCCCCUUUCCUCUUCUCCUUUUUCCCUUUUUUUUUCCCCCUUGUCGCCGCUACCCCCUGCGUCUUUUCCCCUCCGCCGCCGCCCGGGGCGUCGAGCCAGACUAUGGGUCCCAGGUGGGGGCUGAGCGGCGGCAGCAGCGCGGGCGGCCCGGUCACAGUGCGCACUGCAGCGGGGAUGGAGGGGCUCAGUUGGCUGGUGGUUUUCUCUUGACAUGGCUCCUGCUCGAGCUGCGAGCAGCGCCCCCGCCGCCGCCACCUCUUCCGCCGCCGCCACCGCUCCGCCCGCAGGCUGCGGCUAGAGGGCCCGAACCCCCGCCCGAGAGUCGGUCAGUGAGUCCCGGUGUUCGCGGGGACAGGGAGGGGAUUUCCUGUCACAAGAGCCCCUGCCCCGGCCUCCUCCACCCCGACCCCGACCCCUUCCCCCCCGGGAAAACCAACUAAAUGACCCCACCUUAAAACCCUCCCAACUCGGGAAACAUGGUCUGUUCAACGGGAGAGCCAGCAAAUCCGGGUACUUAAAUUUUUUUUCCUCCCCACCGGGGUGGGCAUACUUUUUUUUUUUUUUAAAGUAAUAUUAACACAACUGUUGUCUUUCUUUUCCCACUGAACCUUCCCAUUUACCCCUUUCCCGCCUACUCUACCCGGGCGGGGAUUGUUGCCACGAUGAAAUGAGUGAGAACCCGAGUGAUCCUGUGUCUCCCGUGGUGCGAGUGAGUCGCCGCCGCUGAAGGCAAAGGGUGGGGGUGGGCGCCGGGAGUGGGCGACAGGUGGUCCCUGGGCACUGCCCGGGCUUGGGGACAAGAGCCCGCCAGCCACCUUUGCCACAGCAAUGCUCACCAGAAGAUAGAUUGCAGAUUGCAGUCCUCCCCCUACCCCCCCCCCACCACGAUCUCUAACUGGGGCGAACUCACAGGGAAGGCUCCCUCGGGGAAUGUAGGGCUCGUUGCAGGGCUGGGGGUGUUGGGAUCCCGGGCACUAAUCAGGUCUAACCACAGAGCCGGAAUAAUUACACCGUAUUCUCUAUCUCCUCUCCCUCUGCCAUCAUGAUUCUCCUUGGCAGCAGCGUUAGCAGCCGCCUGAGGGUGAAAAUGUGGGUGAUGGGGAAGUUGGUAAUGACUCCGCUGUUUUUUCUCAUGGCUCCUUUGGGCAACAGCUGCCCGCCCCCGGUAUACAGUGUAGUCGAUAGCAGGGAAACCCUGUACCUCUCCCCUUCCUUUUCUACCGACUUUGCACUUUUCUCUUUGCUCACCACCAAGCGUAAUCAAUAACAAGCACUGACAAUAUAUAGCAAUAGUGAAAUCUGAAAUAACUCAGAAUUAGGUACUACAGCCAUGGAUUUGGCUGGGUGAAAUCCAAUUGGAUAUUUCAGUUUCAGUCGCCUACCCUAUUUUGGUGGUUUUUUUUUUUUUUCCUUCUUUUUUUCUUGAUUUGUUUUUUUUAAGUUUUUUUUUAAGGGGGGUUGGCUUUCGAUAUUUGGAGGGAAAAAAGGCAUCAAACUUCCCCCACUCUCUUCUUUUUUUAUUAUCCCAUCUCUAAAGGGGAAAAAUACCGGAUGGAUUUUAAGGAUUGGACUGAUGUCAGCUGUGUUUUAUUGCACACCUAAAUCCUGGUAACAGGGUUCUUCCUUCCCCCUUUAUUUUGGCAGUUAAGCCAAAUGUGUUUCUCAAAAAGUUAGUUCAAGUAUUUUUCUCCUCUUUUCUUCUCUUCCUUUUCCCCAUCCAACCCCAAACAUUAUUGUCCAAACAUGACUGGACAGCAGCUUUUGUUUCUUGACCCUGUAAUAUGACAGUCUGCUAAUAUUGCCAGAAGGUGCAGCUUUUGGGUUACAGUCGUGAUUUUAGCUAUUCAAUCAUAUUAGCAGGAAAAAAAAAUGACUUGUUUCUGUUGUACUUGAGUCUUAAGAAAAAGUGCCCAUAGUUUAGUGACAAUUUCCAAAGGCUUUAGUACCACCUGUAUUUCAAAAUGGGGGACCCAAACUCCCGGAAGAAACAAGCUCUGAACAGACUACGUGCUCAGCUUAGAAAGAAAAAAGAAUCUCUAGCUGACCAGUUUGACUUCAAGAUGUAUAUUGCCUUUGUAUUCAAGGAGAAGAAGAAAAAGUCAGCACUUUUUGAAGUGUCUGAAGUUAUACCAGUCAUGACAAAUAAUUAUGAAGAAAAUAUCCUGAAAGGUGUGCGAGAUUCCAGCUAUUCCUUGGAAAGUUCCAUAGAGCUUUUGCAGAAGGAUGUGGUGCAGCUCCAUGCUCCUAGAUACCAGUCUAUGAGAAGGGAUGUAAUUGGCUGUACUCAGGAGAUGGAUUUCAUUCUUUGGCCUCGGAAUGACAUUGAAAAAAUUGUCUGUCUCCUGUUUUCUAGGUGGAAGGAAUCUGAUGAGCCUUUUAGGCCUGUUCAGGCCAAAUUUGAGUUUCAUCAUGGUGACUAUGAAAAGCAGUUUCUGCAUGUAUUAAGCCGAAAGGAUAAGACUGGAAUUGUCAUCAACAAUCCUAACCAGUCAGUGUUUCUCUUUAUUGACAGACAGCACUUGCAGACUCCAAAAAACAAAGCUACAAUCUUCAAGUUAUGCAGCAUCUGCCUCUACCUGCCACAGGAACAGCUGACCCACUGGGCAGUGGGCACCAUUGAGGAUCACCUCCAUCCUUAUAUGCCAGAAUAGAGUGCUGACCAGACCAGCAAGAUGGAGAUCAGAAUGCAGCAGCGAUUUUUUUUCUUGUGUUCUUAACACUUUAUUCUUUCAGAGUUUAAAGAAAAUGGACUCAUGCACAGAACACUAUCCAUUUUGAAACUUGUUCAUCCUGGAUUUUUUUUCUUUUAAUCAUUUGUUUCAGAACUUUAAAAAAAAAUAGAUGUCUUCUGCAUGGACUGUGUGAAAGAAGAUGCUUUGCGUAAUUGCUGCACUGCAUCAGCAUCUUACUAAAAUGUGAAAUGAAAGGACUAUUGUACACUGAAAUGCUUAAAUGUAUCUGAAAGCACACGGUGAUACUCUUUUUUGGUGGUCUUCCCAUUGUGCUGGUUUUUGCCUCUUUAACAUGUCAUCAGUAUUUAAAAGGGUGAGAAGUAAGUGUAACAGGUAUAAGUAACAUUUAAAAAAAAAACUUAAUAGCUUUGCUGUAAUCACCGUUGAUCCAGAACACUGUUCAGAUUCAUUCUGAUGACCAAAAGUGGUUGCUAUUUAAAAAAGAAAAAAAUACAACCACAGGAAAGAAAUCUUAAAUGAAAAAAAAAAUCCUAUUGUAGGCAGUUGCCUCUUAUUUUACUGGGCCAUGUUUGUUUCCCGGUACUCAUAAAUACAUGUAUUUCAUUUCCAGAUCUCUUUCCUCAAGUUGCUGUUAUGAGUAUUCUGCUGCGUGUGGAUACAAUUACACACAUUAAAGCAGAGCUGGAGUCUGAAGUAUAAAGCAGCUAUGAAACUGAGAAAUAACACUCAUAGCUGCAGAAACCAUGAUGGGUAGAUUACUAUAGUUUAUGGUUAGUUUUAAGGAGAAGAGAUUUCUGUUGCAAAGAAAAAUUCCAGUGAACUGUGCAGAAAUAACUGGUUUCUACACAUCCUAAGAAAAACUUGGGGUUCUUUUGGAGUAAAAAAAAAAAGUUCUUAAAAGUUGGGAUCUUAAAUUGUAAAAACAACCAUUGAGUGUUAAAGGUCUAAAAGGAGAACUCAUUUUGUGCAAUGAACAUAAUGAAAGACUACUGUAUAGUUUUUUUGUUUUUUGUUUUUUUUUCUUUGAAGAAAAGCUUUGCUUAAGGGUUGCAUACUUUUAUUGGAGUAAAUCUGAAUGAUCCUACUCCUUUGGAGUAAAACAUAGUGCUUACCAGUUUCCAAUUGUAUUUAGCUUCUGGUUGGAAUUUGAAAAAAAAAAAAAAAAGAAAACCUAAAUAAAGUAGGUGAAGUUCCCUGACUGUUCAGGUGAAUACACAAAA
Erinaceus europaeus (western European hedgehog) is the source of this 4275-nucleotide messenger RNA. RefSeq names its product chromosome 4 C6orf62 homolog (gene C4H6orf62). The coding region runs from base 2324 to 3013 and encodes 229 amino acids. The transcript has 5 exons. The record is from RefSeq and is a predicted model, not a curated record. Lineage: Eukaryota; Metazoa; Chordata; Mammalia; Eulipotyphla; Erinaceidae.